AUGUUAAAGAGCUAAAUGUAUUCAUAUACAAAUACAUAAAAAUACAAUAGUUCUAUUAUAAUGAUGUCUUAAUUUUAUGGGACUUCAAAUAGAGUAUUAUAUUUAACAUGA
Messenger RNA from Paramecium sonneborni, 111 nucleotides. The record is from the annotation of a GenBank genome assembly. NCBI's taxonomy places the organism in Eukaryota, Ciliophora, Oligohymenophorea, Peniculida, Parameciidae.